AUGGCAACUUCUGAGGGUUCCGCACCAGCCCGAGAGGCAGCGGGUUCCUCCGCCCUUAAGAAGGGGUUGGAAUUGUAUGCGCAGGAGGACUACGAAGCUGCAGCGAAAUUAUUUAAGAAGGCCAUAAACUCUUGCAGCUGUCAAAUCCAUGGUGGGAUGGUAUUAGACUUGAACGAAGACAUCUUGACGGGCAUUGAAAACAACCAAUUGAAGGAAGUCCUCUCAACCUUGACCCCGCGGUCUAGACGCUGUGACAAGCAAGUUCACAUUCGCGCUCUCGACUCGCUUAUUGCUACAUACGAGAUGUUGUUAAAAUUAGACAAGUGUCUUAACCUUGCCGUGGGUAUGGUUAACCUCGCUCCGAGGGAGCCCAAGGUCUAUCUGCGUCUCGGUAAGAUUCUUCGCCUGAAAAGCAAGCAAACCCUUGCGUACCACAUGUAUAGACAGGGUAUUGAACUUGUGGAAAGAAAGAACCCCAAUCAUUCUUUAUUGCCUAAGUUGCGAGUUCAGAGAGAUAGGGUAGCUACUUUAGCCGCGUUUGAUCCCGUCACGAAGUUCCCUAUCGAACUUGUUCGUAUGACAUUCGAGUUUCUUGACUUCAAGACCUUAUGUCAUCCUGGCAUUCGAAGAAUGCUACCUGCCUUCAAAGCGUAUAACAAAUACGGCAAGAAUGCUCUCAGAGAGUUGUCUAUCGAUGGCCUAUCCCACUUCUUGCAGUGGUGUAAGUUCUCGCAGGUUAUAGAAAUCUCUCAGCAACUCAAGGUGCUUAAACUCCGAGAGCCGCGAGGCUCUUUUGAAUUGGAAUCAUUGCCCUCAAAACUACGGCUACCACAGCUCACCAACCUCUCCUUGGGUUACGGAGUACGGCCGCGGCCUCAAGUUUUAGAGCAACUGAUAACUGCAUGCGGGAACUCGCUAGAAGAGCUCUCAAUCUUCGAGCUCCCGCACUGUGCCAGAUUGGCAUCUGAUCAGGUGCCAUGGUAUCCUGGUUGGGUAAAACUUGAAAAGCUGAAAGUUGUUCGACUCGCAUAUCCGAAUUAUGAAUUACGUGCAGGCCCUGUCCCCGACUUGCGUGGCAUCAUGGAGUUGGCUCCUAACGUGGAAGAAGCCUGGAUCGACGAUCUCACGUACUCGUCUAAGAUGCUAAUGACCAAAUGGCCAAAACUGCAAAACAUAUUUGUUGGGAACCGUGCCCGCUUAUACACUGUCGUUGGCGAAGAUGACGUGGAAGGUGGCUACAACGAAGAUAUGCGUGAGCUGCAUCUUGAGGGCCGGUCUGCUCAGUCACGCUUCAAUAAAUCUAAGCCGGAACACAAGGUGAACGACAUAGACUCAUUUAGCUAUCGAUCACGCAUGGAAAAGGCCGGGAUUCAUUAUCAGGAGAGAGUGUUGGAAUUAUAUUACAAGGAGAGAGUGUGGGAACUACCGUCUUGGGUUAACGAACUUCUCACUAAACUACAACAACCGUCCGAGAACACUAUGACAGAAGAAGAUAUGACAAUGCGGCUCCGCUACGUCAAGCUAGCAAUGGGAAGUAUUGAGGAGAAGAUGAUGGACACCGUUAAAUUACUGGGUCGCGACGUAUUUGGACCAAGCUCUGAUGGUGAUAUCCCGACAGUGUCGAUGAACACAAAGUUCCGCGACCGCUUUGUUCCCAAUGGCGUGAUCACUCCGCAACCCAGCUUCACCUUUGGAUACGGUUCGUCCGAUAUCCCCACAUCACUCACCAAUUCAACUGUAUCGUUGCUCGCAACGAAUCCGUCCGUCGAUUUCAAGGUAAACUUCCCCUAUAUGAUCGUAGAAGUAGAAGUAAGUGCCGACGCGAGCACACACGGCAAAGAAAACCGGUGUCUCGGCGCAGCAGCAACAUGUCUCCAUCUGAACAGCAAACUACUCCAAGGGAACCUAGCCAUCUUCGCAGUUAUCGUCUUGCCCGUCGGGCUGGCAGAGUUCUUCAUCAUGUGGAAGGACGGCGACAAAUGCAUCAUGAAGAAGUUCCGCAGCUUUGCCUUGUAUGAGUACGACCAGCAUAGGGCGUGUCAGAUGCUAUGGAGCAAUAUCCGCAACUGGGCUAUGAAUGAGCGGUUGAAGGAUAUCAGUAGAGACCUCGAGAAGGUGUCCGAGCAAGGAAGAAAACGGUCGCUACUCUCUUCCGAGGAUCUGAUGUCUGAACUAGGCAAAAGACAAAAGAUAACGGCGGACACACACUCACUUUCCAGAUGA
Daldinia childiae is the source of this 2223-nucleotide messenger RNA. RefSeq names its product putative f-box domain-containing protein. The record is from RefSeq and is a predicted model, not a curated record. Lineage: Eukaryota; Fungi; Ascomycota; Sordariomycetes; Xylariales; Hypoxylaceae. Gene Ontology annotation, molecular function: protein binding. The transcript is spliced from 7 exons. The coding region runs from base 1 to 2223 and encodes 740 amino acids.